Molecule: messenger RNA, 2362 nt
Organism: Misgurnus anguillicaudatus (oriental weatherfish)
Lineage: Eukaryota; Metazoa; Chordata; Actinopteri; Cypriniformes; Cobitidae
Gene: stk32a
Product: serine/threonine kinase 32A
Biological process (GO): regulation of signal transduction; G protein-coupled receptor signaling pathway; protein phosphorylation
Molecular function (GO): ATP binding; G protein-coupled receptor binding; G protein-coupled receptor kinase activity
Source: RefSeq, a predicted model, not a curated record
UUAAUGUGAAGUAAAAGAUAUUUUCAUUUAUGUAACCUCAGCAUACAGUGUGAGGUGUCCUGACACAGACAGACAUCAUUCGUCUGUGAGGUCUCUCUUUUUGUAUGAUUUUGAUGUCACAUGAAAACAAAAUGCCUUCCUGAAUGUUGUUUAUAACACUAGUUUUGAUCAGCACAACAAAAUUAAAAGCACAGCUAUACUGAUCUGACUGAUCUGUGAUCAGACAGGUGAGAUAUGCGAUGACAGGAGGUUAUAUCAGGAUGCUGCAUGUGUACGCGUGUGUGCGCGCGGCUGCGUGCGCGUCAUUGAUCUCUCUCUCUCUCUCUCUCUCUCUCUCUCUCUCUCUCUCUCUCUCUCUCGGCAUUGCGGUGCAGAAGUUGUGCGGGAUAGUCUUCAUGUAUUUGUCCCAACAUUCCCAUUUAAACUGCGUCUGAUCUAGGAUCAGUUAUGGCUUUAUCAGCGGAGCUCUGAAUGAUACGGUGAUGUAAUACGGUCCAUCUACUCAUGAGGUUUAGAUCCUCAUUUAGGGAUGGUUGUGUUUUUAAACUGAAGACAUUCGCCUCUUGUGACACGAUGGGACUAGGACAGUCCACUAGGACAUCAGCCAAUGAUAACACAGCAGAGGUUAACUUCGAGCACUUUCAGAUUCUGAGGGCCAUUGGUAAAGGCAGUUUUGGGAAGGUAUGCAUUGUUCAGAAGAAGGAUACAAAGAAGAUGUAUGCCAUGAAGUAUAUGAACAAACUGAAGUGUAUAGAGCGCAACGAAGUGCGCAAUGUUUUCAAAGAGCUUCAGAUUAUGCAGAACCUUGAACAUCCUUUCCUGGUGAACUUCUGGUACUCAUUUCAGGAUGAAGAAGACAUGUUCAUGGUAGUUGACCUGCUGUUGGGCGGAGAUCUACGUUACCACCUGCAACAGAACGUUCACUUUACAGAGAGCACAGUGAAGCACUAUGUGUGUGAAAUCGCCCUCGCUUUGCACUACUUGCGCAACAAACGCAUCAUUCACAGAGAUAUAAAACCAGACAACAUUUUACUGGAUGAACACGGUCAUGCUCAUCUUACAGAUUUCAACAUAGCUGCUAUCGUGAAAGAUGACCUAAAAGCAACAUCUAUUGCUGGGACAAAACCGUACAUGGCCCCAGAGCUGUUCCAGACGAUUGAAGGAACACAUUCAGGUUACUCAUUUGCAGUGGACUGGUGGUCUUUAGGCAUAACUGCAUAUGAGCUGCUCCGGGGACAGAGACCCUACAUUGUGCGUGCUAACACACCAACCAAUGAGAUUCAGCAAACCUUCCAAAAGAUUCAGCCCUGUUACCCUGUGACCUGGUCUUUAGGGAUUAAAUCCCUUUUAAGAAAGCUGUUGUGUGUAGAUGCUCAGGAAAGGAUUUCAUGCCUGUCAGAGCUUCAGGAUGUGGAAUACCUGGCUGAAGUCAACUGGGACGCUGUGCUUAACAAACAAAUCCCGCCUGGCUUCCUCCCUAAUAGGAGGAGAUUGAACUGCGAUCCCACAUUUGAGUUGGAGGAGAUGAUUCUGGAAUCCAGACCACUACAUAAGAAGAAGAAACGGCUGGCGAAAAAGACGAGAGAGAGCGACUCUGAUGGAUCUCCUCAGAAUGGGCAAAUCCAACAGCGCUUAGAGACUGUCCAGCGAGACUUCAUCGUCUUCAACAGAGAAAAGUUGAGGAAAAACAAAGCCGACACAGAGACGAUCGACAGUAAUGCUGAAGUGACGCACAAAGACAUUCAAGAUGGACAGAACAACAACGUUAGAAUGUCAACUCAUUUAUCAGGUUAACGUUUGUCUAAAGGAAUAAACCACCACAGUUUUCCACAGCAGGACAGACGCAAACAGAAAAUGCAUGAGAAAAUUCAUAACUGAAGCAGGAAUGUCCAUGUGAAAAUACUGGAAUAGUUGGGAAACUCAGGACCCUAAAGGCCAGCGGCAGCAGCAUGUCCCAGUGUGACCUUCACAGCAGUGAGAUCAGCAGUUUACAAUGACUGAUCUCAAGAUAAGAAACACACACAAAACAAAAGCCACAAAUAAACAUCAUCAUCAUCAUCAUCUAGACACCUGCUGAAUGAAACGAUUUGUGUAGAUUUACUGCAGUCUGAUUCAGUCUUCAUGAUUUAACAUACAGAUGCAUCUCAUUGUGUCUAUAUGAUUUAUUUAAGAACUUUAUCAUUUCACAUGUCUGGAUGUAUAAAGGUUUUUUUUUUAAGUUUAUUGUUGAAUUUUACUGUGCACUUGUAGAAUAAUAAAUGCAGAUAUAAUGAAACACUUUGAUAAGUGUGGCUGAGGUUUGCACAUCAAAUAAAAGUUUGCCCAUUUAGUCUGCUUUUAGAUCAUGUAUUAAAUAGUAAUU